AUGGUGGUUUUGUUUAACAGCUGCCUUAUAAAUUUAUAAUGUUUCAUUUGUAAAGUUGUUAAAGCCAAUAAUCUCUCUCUCUCUCUCUCUCUCUCUCUCUCUCUCUUCUAGUAUAUCAGUACCUCGUGUUGGUUUUGCUUUUUUCUUCAGCUUUUGGUACCUUCUCUCUCUCUAGCUGCUUCUUUACUGGCAGUUUUGAAGAGGAACACACAUGGGUUGGUUCCCUUGCUCUGGACAAUCAAGCCAGGAAAUAAAGAAGAGGAAGAAGAAAGAGGCUCUUGAUCCGAUCCAACCCACUUCGGAGAAGUUCAAGAAAAAUCCCCCUUCGAAGGUAAAGGAUUCAGCAAAAGAUGGAGGGUCAGGUCAUAUAGCUGCCCAGACUUUUGCGUUUCGUGAAUUGGCUGCCGCAACCAGAAAUUUCAGGGGUGACUGUCUGCUUGGCGAGGGAGGUUUUGGAAGAGUAUACAAAGGACGACUGGAAAGUUCUGAUCAGAUUGUGGCCAUAAAGCAACUUGACCGGAAUGGAUUGCAAGGGAACAGGGAAUUCCUUGUUGAAGUGCUGAUGUUGAGUUUGCUUCAUCAUUCUAACCUUGUUAAUCUUAUUGGUUAUUGUGCUGAUGGAGAUCAAAGACUUCUGGUCUACGAGUACAUGCCUCUGGGAUCUUUAGAGGACCAUCUUCAUGAUUCUGAUUGCGCAGACGUAUCACCUGACAAGAAACGGCUUGACUGGAAUACAAGAAUGAAAAUAGCUGCUGGGGCAGCAAAAGGGUUGGAGUAUUUACAUGUCAAAGCAAGCCCUCCAGUAAUAUAUCGCGAUUUAAAAUGCUCCAACAUUUUGCUCGAUGAGGAUUAUCAUCCCAAACUAUCUGAUUUUGGUUUAGCCAAACUUGGGCCUGUGGGAGAUAAUACGCAUGUAUCAACAAGAGUUAUGGGCACUUACGGCUAUUGUGCCCCGGAGUAUGCAAUGACCGGCCAACUGACUCUGAAAUCGGAUGUUUAUAGCUUUGGCGUGGUUCUUCUGGAGAUCAUUACAGGCAGGAAAGCAAUUGACAACUCAAAAACUGCAGGAGAGCACAAUUUGGUAGCAUGGGCAAGACCUUUAUUCAAAGAUAGAAGGAAAUUCCCUCAAAUGGCCGAUCCCAUGCUCCAAGGGGAGUACCCGGUGAGGGGAUUGUACCAAGCUCUUGCAGUUGCAGCAAUGUGUGUUCAAGAGCAGCCCACAAUGCGUCCAGUCGUAGCCGAUGUAGUAACGGCUUUGAGUUACCUUGCUUCACAAAAGUACGACCCUGGAACCCAGCCUGUCCAGAACUCCCGGUGGGCCCCUACUACUCCCCCUAGGACCAAAAGGGACAGUGAUAAGAAACUCAAUGGCAGUAGUGGUAGUGGGUCGGAGAGAAACCGAACCAGAAAGUUAAUCUGAGAUUUCAUUUUCCACCAUCAAAUUUUUGUGUCACUCCAAGUUACGAGUUCACAUCUAAGCCUCUUUACGUUUGUUAUGUGGUCAAAUUUGUUAUGCCUCGUCGCCAGACAUUGUUGUUUUCCACUCUUAUGUAUGUUCCUCCCCAUAAUUUUGUGCCCUGUUGUAUUUGUACAGAAACUGUAUUCCAUCAUCACGUAUGCCUUGUAAAAUUAUUAAACAAAUCAAACCAUGACAAUAUUGCAUUAAUGGAUUUGUAAUACAUAUGGUGAUGAUCAUAGUGAGGGAGAUCUUUUGUGGGGUUC
This is a messenger RNA of Rhododendron vialii, 1722 nucleotides long. Its product is annotated as probable serine/threonine-protein kinase PBL7. The transcript has 5 exons. Gene Ontology annotation, biological process: protein phosphorylation. Gene Ontology annotation, molecular function: ATP binding; protein kinase activity. The coding region runs from base 212 to 1420 and encodes 402 amino acids. The record is from RefSeq and is a predicted model, not a curated record. NCBI's taxonomy places the organism in Eukaryota, Viridiplantae, Streptophyta, Magnoliopsida, Ericales, Ericaceae.